UCGUGAUUUGUGCUCUGUAUGCUUUUUUAUUUUAUUUUUUUUAUUUUUUGCUUUCAUUUAAAAUGAUGCCACUCUCUUUUUAGCGAACCUGUAACUGCUAUUUCACCGAAACAAUUCUCAUUCCGCUUGGUGUUAUCGUUACCUACGUAAUCAUGCGUUAUUGCUAGCGGUCUUUCCUUCCCAUAGGAAAUGUAAAUAGAGAGAAAAUCGUGAGGGGAUUUAGGAGUGAAUUUACAACCACGGCUAAAUAAAUGCUAGCGUACAGCCCGCUUAUUCUCUAUUUUGCCAGCUUGGUUUAUACAUUACGCGGACUGUCAAAUUUAGGCCACUAGUCCCAAAAGACCGUCGUUGGGGGCAGUAGCCCCUCGCAAAAAAGCCAAUCCAAAGCCUGAGCUGACAGAGGAGCAAAGGCAGGAGAUCAGGGAGGCGUUUGAGCUCUUUGACACCGAUGGCUCUGGUUAUAUUGAGGUGAAGGAGUUAAAGGUGGCCAUGAGAGCUUUGGGGUUUGAGCCUAAAAAGGAGGAAAUCAAGAAAAUGAUCGCAGAGGUCGAUAAGGACGCUACUGGAAAGAUCUCUUUCAGUGAUUUCAUGACAGUGAUGACGCAAAAAAUGGCCGAAAAGGACUCCAAGGAAGAAAUUCUCAAGGCGUUUCGACUCUUCGACGACGACGAGACCGGAAAAAUAUCUUUCCGGAACCUAAAGAGAGUGGCCAAGGAACUCGGGGAAAACCUCACCGACGAGGAGCUGCAGGAAAUGAUCGAUGAGGCAGACAGAGACGGCGACGGAGAAGUCAACCAGCAGGAAUUUCUUCGCAUCAUGAAGAAAACGAGUUUGUACUGAAUGUUAUCAGAAGCAGAGGAGUGUGUAAAAUAUUCAUUUCUAUGUCAACAUUUUCAAGGUUUUUUUGUUUUAAUUUGACGAUUUUUCCGUUUUAUGCACAGUACCAUUCCAAAACCUUGAUGCCUGUCGACCCCAUCGGGUCCUCACAGAUCCGCGUGGGUCUGCCAAAUAGCAAACGUCAGUUGUUUACACUAUAUAUUCUUAUCAGUCAAAAUAUAAACGGUAGCAUCUAACACACGUUUGUAGUUAUUGAGUCGGUACGCGCUGAAAUAUUUUGUCACAACAUGGGUAAAUCUCACACAGACUUUCAUGACAGCUCAUUUUCAUGGACCCAAUUAACAUAAAAACACUGCCAUUAGGUUAAAGUAACUAUUACGAUAACGAGAAUGUAUUUAAAAGUUAUAAAGAGAAAGUAAAACCCCUGAUAGCUUUCUUUCGCAGAUUCACUCACAUAGCUGUACUUUAUGUUUCUGCCUUAUAUUACUGGUGAAAUAGUCGAGAGCCCUGUUGAAUGAUUAUUAUAUUGAAGUUUACAAUCGUUCGGUUGACUUUAGCAUCAGUGUGCUUCACUGCGCUUUCAGGGACGUCUGUACUACAGCCCUUCUCUGUGCCUCAGCUUCUUUGAAGGAGAUUUCUGCAGUUUCAGUAAACACAUACUGUGAUCACGUGCUUGUGUUCCCCCCGUUUCCUUUAUGCACCGUCUACCUUCAAAUUUGUUUCAGAUGUUUUGUAUUUAAGUAUACUUCAGAUGCUAUUUAAGUAGUAUUUAACAAAAUAAAUUGUAUCGAGCAGCC
Molecule: messenger RNA, 1634 nt
Organism: Puntigrus tetrazona (Sumatra barb)
Lineage: Eukaryota; Metazoa; Chordata; Actinopteri; Cypriniformes; Cyprinidae
Gene: cetn2
Product: centrin, EF-hand protein, 2
Exons: 5
Coding region: 490-840 (116 amino acids)
Biological process (GO): nucleotide-excision repair; centriole replication; mitotic cell cycle
Cellular component (GO): centrosome; centriole
Molecular function (GO): calcium ion binding
Source: RefSeq, a predicted model, not a curated record